Molecule: messenger RNA, 1969 nt
Organism: Penaeus indicus
Lineage: Eukaryota; Metazoa; Arthropoda; Malacostraca; Decapoda; Penaeidae
Product: cysteine-rich secretory protein 2-like
Exons: 7
Coding region: 1052-1858 (268 amino acids)
Cellular component (GO): extracellular region
Source: RefSeq, a predicted model, not a curated record
CCGGGACUGGGCAGGAGGCUUCGGUUGCCAUAUCGGGCGAAAUGAGACCAUACAGAGCUUUGAAACUUGGUGAACACACGCUAUUACGCCAAAUUAGUCCGCGUGCAUAGAUAAAUCAACAAGAAGAAAACAAAGAGUGAAGAAAAAUACAAGAGAAAAUUAAAAGGAUAGCCGAGAAAAGCCGCGAAGAAUAGGUUAAGUGCCAGGACGAGUCGGCAACAUUACCUUCAUCCCCGUUUUCCCGCCCGAAAAAGGCCGCAUAUGACCUACACCUGCCGACAACCUGCUAUCCGAGGGCGUCGCUUCGAGGUGGUGAGUGCGGAAGGGCUCAGUGCCUACCUACCCGUGGUGAAGUCGAGUGCCAAGUGUGUGUUGUCAAGAGAAGAGUUGGAUCGCCUUCCAGCAUUUCUUGGAAUCCUCUCGGAUCGUCUUCGGGUUGCACCUUGCCUAGCAGGUUCAUCAUUCCAGUCGAGUGCUGUUAAUUCCCCGUCGUGAGUAGAGAUUAUAUAAAUAAUCCUCCGUGACAGCAAGAAUUCCCCAUCAUCUUCAUCUUUUUUCGAUCAGAGCCUGUUGAAGUUUCUCUGCCACCAUCUUUAUCUUUCUCUCUCUCUCUUUCUCUCUCUCCUUUCCUCUCCCUCUCACAGCCUCUCAGCAUCAUCAUCUGCUCGACUCAUCUGUCUCCCUGGAUGCUUAGCUGAACAGGAUUUCGCUGGAGAGAGAAAAUAUCGUGAACUUUAUCUGAACGCUGAAAAGUGAUAAUGAGUGUGUGAGAAUUGUGAACGGUAAAGUCCGAAAUUUAGUGAAACAUACAGUGAACUAAAAAAAAAAAAAAAAGGAGAGAUAGAGAAAAGGAUUUUUUCCAAAUGUAUAAAACGUGUUGAUAAAAAACAAAAUCAUCGUUUAGUAGAACGUGAUUAUAUAAGAUUUUUGUGACUUUUGUGACUACAGCAGAAAAAAAAAAAUCAAAAGACCGUGUGUUCAGUAUAUUCAAAAUAAAACCCCACAAGCUAUAAAUUUCACAACUAUUAGAGCCAAGCAAGCACACACGAAGAUGAAGUACCUGUUGCAAGUUACUAUUCUUCUCAUUGCUAUGAUGGUGCAGCUUUCCCACGCCUGGCGAUCAGACCGAAAGCCCAAGAUCUUCGGCAACAAACUCCGCCUGAAGUCGCUCGAGCCGGGGAAGUACAGGAUCCAGAGGAAACUCGUCCAAUUCCACAAUUUCUUCCGCUCAAAAGUGAAGCCCGAAGCCUCGAACAUGCUGGCUAUGAGCUGGUCGUCCGCCGCCGCCGUGGACGCCCAGCGCUGGGCCGACGCCUGCCAGCUGCUCGUGCACGACUCUGCCGACGGGCGCACGGUCCAGGAGUACGGUCCCUGCGGCCAGAACAUCUUCGUGUCCACGCAUCAGGUGCCCUGGUUCUUCGCCGUCAAGACCUGGUGGCUGGAAAAGGACAACUUCACCUACGGAGGCAGCAACAACGACCUCCACGUGAUAGGCCAUUACACUCAGAUGGUUUGGCACGCCACUCACGAGGUCGGCUGUGGUCUGGCUUACUGCCCCCACGCUUACCCGAAGCCCUUCUAUAACUACGUCUGUAACUACUGCCCGAUGGGUAACUUCAUGCACACGCUCUCGAGGCCGUACGAGCGAGGGGCGCCGUGCUCCGCCUGCCCCGGCCACUGCAAGGCCAAGAAGCUCUGCACGAAUUCCUGCCCGUACGGAGACCUCUGGAUCAAUUGCAAGGAACUUGACGCCGCCUACCACGACUGGCUCUGCAACACGAAGACCAAGGAGGGCCUGGAACGCCUCCAGUUCUGCAAAGCAACUUGCACGUGCAAAGAUGCAAUUACUUUCCCUUGAAGAGGAGGGAGUGGAAAGGGUGAUGGGAAUAGAUAUGAAGGUAAAGAAGAAGAGGAAGGAGUAACACACACACACACACACACACACACACACACACACACACACACACAC